Messenger RNA from Paramecium sonneborni, 732 nucleotides. The record is from the annotation of a GenBank genome assembly. NCBI's taxonomy places the organism in Eukaryota, Ciliophora, Oligohymenophorea, Peniculida, Parameciidae.
AUGAUCAAAGGAGAUUUGUUCCAGCUGACAUUAUUAUUAUUAGACACAAGUCAAGUUUUAUUAAAGAAGCUAUUUGUAUAGUAGCUACAUAAUACUAUGAUGGCAAAUCUACAUUAACUAAGAAAAAAGUCUCCAUAUUUAACUUAAUUGAUCAUUUUAAGAACUAGAAUAAAGAAUCAAUUUCCAGAAUACAGAAAGAUGUUAGCUGAUACAAAAAUAUGCAAAGUAGUCAUUAUAAUGCUUAAAAAAAUAGUUUUGAGGAAAAAUAAUGUAACUUCUAUUCAUUUCUUAUGGAUUUUUUACAUUGAUUUCCAUAAUUGUACUUUUAGACAAACAUAAUUUUGCAUUUUUUAUAUUGAAAUUUUAUUAGAUUUUGUAAAUUUUAUCUGUUUGCUUAUAUUUGAAAUUAAUUAAUUAGAAUAUAAUAUUAUUAAAUAUGUUAAUAUGAAUACAUCUAAUAAUCUUAGUGAUUUAGGUCAUGUAGAUUAUAUUCUUAUAAAUAAGGUAGGUACUUUAAAUACUUCUUAUUAUAAAUUGAACAAUCUUUUAUUUUGUUAAUUAUUCACAUUGAAUUAUGAUCAAUUUUAACAACUUUGUACUAAAAAUCAGUUAAAAAUUGAGAAUCCAAUAAAAUUUGCAAGUAUUAAUGUUAAUAAUGAAUAUUUAAUUCCAUUUAAAUUUGAGAAGAAAGUAAUCUUGCAGAUAUAUAACCAAGUUGUAAGUUACUUUUGA